Staurois parvus is the source of this 364-nucleotide messenger RNA. The record is from the annotation of a GenBank genome assembly. Lineage: Eukaryota; Metazoa; Chordata; Amphibia; Anura; Ranidae.
GUUGUUGUAUGAACAUGCAGAAUCUUGUGUUGCUAUCUGGUGGUGGUGGUGGUGGUCUUAAAGAGAUACAGUAUAAGAAGCCAGCAUGUGAUUCAGUGGGUACUCAAGCAUGGAAAACUCCAAUAUGUCUCAAUGAAUUCUUCAUAAUGAGGCUUCCUUCAGAAUGCUCCUAUGCAGGGGCGGACUGACCAUUUGGAAACUCGGGCACUGCCCGAGGGCCCGGGGUCAGUAGGGGGCCCCAUGAGAUGCCCCUGGUACCUUUUUCAUAGGGUUUUUUUGAGUUUUUUUUGAGUUUGGGCAAGGACACAAGGGCCCCAUGAUCCCCUAUUGCCCGGGGGCCCCAUGAGUUGUCUGUCUGCCCCUG